AAAGGCCAGUGCAGUCCUACUCCUGCUUACCAGGCUAAUUUGGCCCAGCAUUGUGAAAACAGCUGCCAGAAGCCUGUGCUGAAGGGUCAUCUCCCCUGCCACCAUCUCUGUGUUCUACAGGAGACUUCAUCAGUCAUUUCUGGAGGAAAGAGCAAGAACCAUGCUGCUGUUUCCAUCGUUCUCUGUCCUUCUCCUGUGUGUGGCGAGAGCAUCCUGCUCAGAAACAAAAGCCUGUGAAGAAAACCAGAAGGCCUGUUCUGUGAUCACCUGCGGCAUCCCUGUCACUAAUGGCACCCCAGGCAGAGACGGACGAGAUGGACCCAAGGGGGAGAAGGGAGACCCAGGUCAAGGGCUCAGAGGUCUGCAGGGGCCUCCAGGGAAGUUGGGGCCUCCAGGGAAAACAGGGAAUCCUGGACCCACAGGAUUCAAAGGCCAAAAAGGAGAGCGUGGAGACAGUUUCGUUGCUGAGAGUAAGCUGGCUAACCUAGAGGGUGAAAUCAGAAACUUGAGAUCAGAACUGGACCACAUCAAAAAGUUGCAAGACUUCUCUUUGGGCAAAAAGUCUGGGAAGAAGUUCUAUGUGACCAAUGGUGAAAAGAUGACUUUUGCCAAGGUGAAGGAUCUAUGUACAGAGCUCAGGGCCACUGUGGCCACCCCCAGGAAUGCUGAAGAGAACAAAGCUAUCCAAGAGGUGGCCAAUGACAAUGUCUUCCUGGGCAUCACAGAUGAGGCGACGGAAGGCCAGUUCAUGUACGUGACAGGAGGGAGGCUGGCCUAUAGCAACUGGAAGACAAAUGAGCCUAAUGACUAUGGCAAGGGGGAGGACUGUGUGCUUAUGCUGACGGAUGGAGUCUGGAAUGAUGUCUCUUGCACUGCUGCCUUCCUGGCAGUAUGUGAGUUCUCAGCCUGAAGCUGCUCUUGCCUUGGUCCUUAGUCCCCUUCAUGGCUUUUUGCUGACCUCUCUGGUGCUUCAAAAGAGAAUUUAAUACUACUUUUCCCCUUGCCUAGUGUUAAGCUAUUCCUUUGUUGUGGGUAUGGAGGGGACAUAUUUAUCCCAGGGAUGAGGAAGUGAAGAGAAGGUGAUAAUGGGGUGCAGGUAUCUGUCAGCCCAGAGGAAAGUCACACUGCUUUUGCUAGGAGCACAGUCCUGAGCCAAGGAAAAACACUUUGUAGUUAAUAAGUGCUUGAUGAAUAUUUGUUGAAUGGAUAUAUUAAAAAAUUACAAAUGGAUGAACUUAUUGUCCACUGA
Molecule: messenger RNA, 1249 nt
Organism: Heterocephalus glaber (naked mole-rat)
Lineage: Eukaryota; Metazoa; Chordata; Mammalia; Rodentia; Bathyergidae
Product: mannose-binding protein A-like
Cellular component (GO): multivesicular body
Source: RefSeq, a predicted model, not a curated record